Penicillium samsonianum is the source of this 1008-nucleotide messenger RNA. RefSeq lists its product as uncharacterized. The record is from RefSeq and is a predicted model, not a curated record. Bases 1 to 1008 code for a protein of 335 amino acids. Gene Ontology annotation, molecular function: oxidoreductase activity, acting on the CH-OH group of donors, NAD or NADP as acceptor. The transcript has 2 exons. Lineage: Eukaryota; Fungi; Ascomycota; Eurotiomycetes; Eurotiales; Aspergillaceae.
AUGUCUACCCUCAGCCUCAUCACCGAAUACACCCAAACAGCUCUAUCCCACCUCCCAGAGCCCACCCAACAUCUCCUCCGUAACCCAACAGCACAAAAGGCACUCGGCGUCCUUGCCGCCCUUGUUCUCCUCCGCGCUACAAACCGCUUCUUUUCUAAACGCACCCUGCAAAACUGGACCUUUAACCAACCAUGGAUCCCAGCCCGCGAGCUCAUCCUGCUUACGGGCGGCUGCAGCGGGAUCGGCAAGCAGGUUAUGGAAGACUUAGCGCGCACAGGCGUGCGCGUCAUUAUCCUCGAUAUUAAUGAGCCGACUUUCACGCUACCCGCCAACGUCACCUUCUACAAGGCGAAUAUCACUUCUUCGGCUGAUAUCGCCGACGUCGCGGGCAAGAUCCGUGAUAACCACGGCGAGCCCACGGUCUUGAUCAACAAUGCUGGCGUUGGACACGACGGGACGAUCCUUGAGGAGCCUGAGGAGAAGAUUCGUCAGACUUUCGAGGUUAAUACCCUUUCCCAUUUCCUCAUGGUUAAGGAGUUCUUGCCGGCUAUGGUGAAGGCGAAUCACGGUCAUGUUGUUACUAUUGCUAGUAUGGCGAGCUUUGUGGCUCUCGGCGAGAUGGUGGAUUAUUGUUGCUCCAAAGCCAGUGCGCUUGCUUUCCAUGAGGGACUGCGUCAGGAAUUGAAGUACUGGUAUAAUGCGCCCAAUGUGCGCACUAGUGUUAUUCACCCCAUGUGGGUGCGUACGCCCAUGAUCAAGAUGCUCACAGAUCACGAGAAGCAUUUCAGUCAGCCUAUCAUGACCCCCCAGGUCGUGUCUGGCGCUAUCUGUAAGCAGAUCUUGACUCAGACUAGUGGCCAGGUUAUCUUGCCUGCUAGCCAGUCAGUGGCUAGUUUAGUGCGUGCCAUGCCCACCUGGAUGCAGGAAGGUGUGCGCACUUUGGCGUCGGGUGCGUUGAGGAGGAUGCGUAUUGCGCAGCAGGCGGAGGAGAAGGCCCAGGCGCAGUAG